AUGAACCCAAACCCAACAGCACAAUCCGGCUCGCGCCACCAGCUCGACGACGCCUCGCUGAGUACAUAUCUCGUUAACUCAAAUACUAUUCCGGGGUUCAAGGCCCCUGUGGUCUCGACGAAAAUCGGUUAUGGGCAGAGUAAUCCGACGUACUUUCUAGAUGAUGCUGCAGGUACACGCUUCAUCCUACGCAAGAAGCCGUCGGGCACAAUCAUCAGCCCUGUGGCUCACCAAGUCGAUCGCGAAUUUCGGGUUCUGAAAGCUUUGGGAUCCGUUAAGGGAUUCCCUGUGCCGAAAGUCUAUACGCUCUGCAUGGACCCGAGUGUGAUCGGAACGGCUUUUUAUGUUAUGGAAUUUGUCAAGGGCAGGAUCAUAACAGAUCCUGACCUAGGAGAACUUUCACCGUCAGAUCGGAGGCAAGCAUGGAUCUCUCUCGUCGAAACCCUGGCCUGGCUUCACAGCAUCGACCCGGACUCUAUCGGCCUGUCCAACUUCGGCAAAAAGCAAGGUUUCUACCAACGUCACUGCAACACGUUCCAGCGCAUAGAGGCUCAACAAUCCAAAGUCAAAGACAUCAACACGGGAAAGCAACUGGGUCGUGCGCAUGAGCAUUACGAUGAGAUGGUGGACUUUGUCAGGGACAACAUGACAAGUGAUAGGUAUUCAAUCGUGCAUGGGGAUUACAAGUUUGACAAUGUGGUUCUCCAUCCCACAGAACCGCGCGUCAUCGCCAUCCUCGACUGGGAACUCUCCACGAUCGGCCACCCUCUGAUGGACGCCGUCUACGUGAUCGGGCCGUUCUGGAACGAAAUCACAAAAGCCGGCCACCCUGUCUCCAACACCACCAACAAGGCAUCAUCAUCGACGGCCAACGCAUUCCAAUCUUCCCCCUACGCACCGGCGAACCGCGCCAAAUCCGGUAUGCCCGCACCGGAGGAGCUACUCGACCGCUACACGCGGAUCACGGGCUUCGACCCGCGCAAAGAAGGCUCUCCGCCGGGCAAGGACUUUGAGAUCGCAAAGAUCUUCCACUACGUGCGCGGUGGGACCAUCUCGCACGGCAUCCAGGCGCGCACCAUCAGCGGACAGGCCAGCAGCGACUUCUCUCACGUGUACUUCGAGAACACCCGCAAGAGUCUCGACGCCGCGUACGGUAUGAUGCAGAGGCUGAAGGAGAACGAGCGGCUGGGCCAGGGCGUUAAGGCGAAGUUAUAG
Messenger RNA from Cladophialophora psammophila CBS 110553, 1215 nucleotides. RefSeq lists its product as uncharacterized. Gene Ontology annotation, biological process: protein phosphorylation. The transcript has 5 exons. Gene Ontology annotation, molecular function: protein kinase activity. Lineage: Eukaryota; Fungi; Ascomycota; Eurotiomycetes; Chaetothyriales; Herpotrichiellaceae. The record is from RefSeq and is a predicted model, not a curated record. Bases 1 to 1215 code for a protein of 404 amino acids.